This is a messenger RNA of Dendronephthya gigantea, 2100 nucleotides long. RefSeq names its product CTP synthase 1-like. Gene Ontology annotation, biological process: CTP biosynthetic process; pyrimidine nucleobase biosynthetic process. The record is from RefSeq and is a predicted model, not a curated record. Gene Ontology annotation, molecular function: CTP synthase activity; identical protein binding. Gene Ontology annotation, cellular component: cytoophidium; cytoplasm. NCBI's taxonomy places the organism in Eukaryota, Metazoa, Cnidaria, Anthozoa, Malacalcyonacea, Nephtheidae.
UGGAGGAAGGUCAGAAGUUAGAAGAUCAGAAAGACUAUAAAGUCUGUGGAUGUUCAUUUUUCAGUCAGCUUUUUCUCCAUUUUUAGUGAAUUGAUCAGAGAAAAAAGAGUCGUGACGUCUUCUUCAUACAAUGAAGUACAUUUUAGUGACCGGUGGAGUUAUUAGUGGUCUUGGUAAAGGAGUUAUCGCCAGUAGUGUCGGCGCCUUGCUUAAAUCGUGUGGACUACAUGUGACUUCGGUUAAAAUAGAUCCUUACCUAAAUAUUGAUGCUGGUACCUUUUCACCUUACGAACACGGCGAAGUAUUUGUACUAGAUGAUGGAGGUGAAGUUGAUUUGGACCUAGGGAAUUAUGAACGUUUUCUUGAUGUGAUGUUGUGUAAAGAUAACAAUAUUACAACUGGAAAGAUCUAUCAAGAUGUUAUUCAGAAAGAGAGAAAAGGAGAUUACCUUGGAAAAACUGUACAAGUGGUUCCUCAUAUCACAAAUGCAGUUCAGGAAUGGGUCGAGAAGGUUGCCCUCAAACCAUUGCAUGACAAUAAUACAGCUGAUGUUUGCAUCAUUGAGCUUGGUGGAACAAUUGGUGACAUUGAAAGCAUGCCUUUCGUUGAAGCAUUUAGACAGUUCCAAUUUCGUGUUGGACAAGAAAAUUUUUGUGUGAUUCAUGUCAGCCUCGUACCACAGCCUGGUUCAACAGGUGAACAGAAGUCAAAGCCAACACAAAAUAGUGUUAGAGAACUUAGAGGACUUGGAUUAAGUCCUGAUUUUAUAUUUUGCCGAGGAAAGGCACCCAUUCAAGAAGCUGUCAGGAAGAAAGUUUCGAUGUUUUGCCAUGUUUCACCAGAUAAAGUCAUCAGUGUUCAUGAUUGUGAUAGUCUUUACAGAGUUCCUGUUCUGAUAUCAGAACAAAAUUUGGUUCCAUUAUUGAAUGAAAGACUUAACUUGGAUAUAACUCUACCAUUUGAAACUCAUAACUCCUUGAAAAUCUGGCAUGAGUUAGCCGAAAGGCAGGAAAAUGUACGUAAUGAAGUGUAUAUUGGAUUGGUUGGGAAAUAUGUUCAGAUGCAAGAUGCCUAUCUGUCUGUUAUCAAAGCCCUUACACAUGCUUCUUUGCAUUGUAACCUUAAACUUGUUUUACAUUGGAUAGAUUCAGAAGACCUUGAAAAAGAAGAGGCUGAUUUGGAACCAGUUCAGUAUCAUGACGCAUGGAAAAAACUUUGUGGUUGUAAUGGAAUAUUGGUACCAGGAGGUUUUGGUAACAGGGGAACAGAGGGCAAAAUUUUAGCUAUAAACUGGGCAAGGAGAAAGAAUGUCCCUUUUCUAGGAGUGUGUCUAGGAUUACAGCUUGCAGUUGUUGAAUUUGCAAGAAACAUACUUCAGUUAAAAGAUGCCAAUUCCUCUGAGUUCCAGGGUGAUACUGAAAAUCCUGUGGUAAUUGAAAUGCCAGAACAUAAUCCAGGCCAACUUGGCGGUACAAUGCGUCUUGGAAAGAGAACAACUGUUUUUAAAUCUGAGGAAAACACAAUUUAUAAAUUGUAUGGUCAGAGAGAGCAUAUUGAGGAAAGACACAGACAUCGUUACGAGGUCAAUCCAGCUUACGUUAAGAGACUUGAAGAACAUGGUAUGAAAUUUGUUGGCCAUGAUGUUGAUGGUGAGCGCAUGGAAAUCAUGGAAUUACAAGAACACCCAUAUUUUGUUGGGGUUCAAUUCCAUCCAGAAUUCUUAACAAGACCUCACAAACCUUCACCACCAUACCUUGGACUGAUUUUGGCAGCCAGUGGUAAACUUACAAGCUUCCUUUCCCGUGGAUGCCGCAUGUCACCUAGCAAUAGCCUUGGAGAUUUGAUGGGUGCGAAAGAACACUUAUCAUAUUAAAAACAGUCCAAGCAUCUCACAUGUAGAGGAGAAAUCUUCCAUGUAGAAAAGAAUCAAGACCGUUCAAGGCUUCUUGGAAUAGAAGCCUUGCAAUUCUUGAGAGGUCCAGUCAAAUUGUGGAGGGCAUUCCUUUUAAGAUCAUCCACAAGCACUAUGAAUAUAUUCAUGGUAGAUAGUGAUUUUACAAAUAUAGUGCUCAUUCAGUUCACAUAGCUUUUUACUGGGCA